Molecule: messenger RNA, 1173 nt
Organism: Cynara cardunculus var. scolymus (artichoke)
Lineage: Eukaryota; Viridiplantae; Streptophyta; Magnoliopsida; Asterales; Asteraceae
Product: folate transporter 1, chloroplastic-like
Exons: 11
Coding region: 1-936 (311 amino acids)
Biological process (GO): nucleotide transport; folate import into mitochondrion
Molecular function (GO): folic acid transmembrane transporter activity; FAD transmembrane transporter activity
Source: RefSeq, a predicted model, not a curated record
AUGGCCGCAUCUCAGGCGGUCAACUGGCAGUGGGAGAAUGCCGCCGCCGGCUCUGUAGCGGGCCUUGCUACCGUCACGUUUUCACACCCCCUCGAUGUCGUACGCACCAGAUUCCAAGUUAAUGAUGGCCGAAAUCCUCAUGUCCCGAGCUACAAGAACACUCGUCAGGCUCUCUUCACCAUUGCUCGAUCAGAGGGUCUCAGAGGGCUCUAUGCUGGCUUUUAUCCUGCUGUACUCGGCUCAACUAUCUCUUGGGGGUUAUACUUCUACUUCUAUAGCAAAGCUAAACAAAGGUAUUUGAAGAAUAGAGACAAGUUGACCCCAGGUCUUCAUCUAGCUUCAGCUGCAGAAGCAGGAGGUUUGGUAUGUGUUCUUACCAAUCCUGUUUGGCUUGUGAAAACAAGAUUACAACUUCAGACUCCUCAGCACCAAACACGACCAUAUUCUGGUUUCCAUGAUGCUUUAAAAACUGUGGUGAAAGAUGAAGGGUGGAAGGCUUUAUACAAAGGGCUUGUACCUGGUCUUUUUCUGCAAGUCAGUCAUGGGGCUAUUCAGUUUACUGCAUAUGAGGAGCUUCGUAAAGUACUAGUCAACUUUAGGUUUGAACGAAGCGUGCUGAUUUCUGGUAGUGCUGAUCUAUUGACUACGAUUGAUUAUGCAACUUUAGGAGCUUCAUCUAAACUGGCUGCCAUCCUUGUGACAUAUCCAUUCCAGGUCAUUCGUGCACGCUUGCAGCAACGCCCUGGUAUUAAUGGAGUUCCAAGAUAUAUGGAUAGCUGGCAAGUCAUGAAGAGAACUGCUCGGUUAGAGGGUCUAAAUGGUUUCUACAAGGGCAUCACAGCAAAUAUUCUGAAAAAUCUUCCUUCUUCUUCACUGACCUUCGUUGUGUACGAGAAUAUUCUGAACAUGCUGAAAUUAGCAAGGGCUAAGGAGUGACAUGUGUUCUUCCUAGUUCUCAUUUUACUCCAGAGGAUAAUGUAUGAUUUGUGAAUUGAAGAGGUCAUGUGUAUAACAUCACUAAUAGUGUUCCAACAGUUUUGUUCUUCGACACCAACUUUGACAACUAUUAUGCUGUAAACUGGCAGAGGAUGUGGAAAGCAAACAAAUUGCAGAAAGGCUGAUGGCAGUGUUGUUUCCACUACAUUAGGGCUGGUAUCUUUUGUCGAGCUAAUG